Molecule: messenger RNA, 1659 nt
Organism: Danaus chrysippus (African queen)
Lineage: Eukaryota; Metazoa; Arthropoda; Insecta; Lepidoptera; Nymphalidae
Source: the annotation of a GenBank genome assembly
AUGGAGUUUAAUACAGAUACGUACGGUAAAUGCAGAUUUUGUAACACAACAGGACAUCACAGAGAUAUUACAAAAGUUUACAACGUCGGAGGAGUACGCGAAGUAUAUUACGAUAUUAUAAUGGAUUGUUUUAAUUUAUGCAUAGAAAUAAACACAGUAAAGAGUCUUCUGAUAUGUGGUCACUGUAUUCAACAGUUACGAGAUGCAAACAGCUUCAGAAUCCUUGUGAUGAAUGCCGAGACUCAUCUGAAUGGACUCGGACAUGAGAACACGGUUUACAUCAACACUCGUACAAAUCCUUUGGAUACCGAAGUCAAGUUGGAAAAUGUGAAGGAAGACAAUGAGAGUCUCCAAGUGAACAAUCAUGAUAAUGAAGAGAGGAUAUUCCAUGAAGAUUAUGUAUCUGGAGAACAAGAGCUAUUGUCGCGGUACAACGAUCUUAAACCUUUGCCUUCGAGAGAGAGCCUUAAAUAUAUAUGCAAUAAAUAUUACAAGGAAUUGGAACUAUUAAAAGGACAAAUAAUAACAGCUAAAUCGAUUAAAAUCGAUGCCACAGAUAAGGUUUCAAACAAAAUCAAUUCCAAAAUAUAUGUGACAGAGAAGCUGGCUCAUAUAAACAAUGUAACUACAAUCUUGGAAAAUUCUAAUCUAAUAGCCUUUAAGACUAGACGAAGAAAUGGAUAUAUAUGUUUGUACUGCAAUCGAAAGUUCGAGAACAUUGAACUUGUAACUGAUCAUCAGGUUGAAAGUCAUUGCAAGGACAAGAUCAAGUCAAUCAUCAGCAAGUACCCACCAGAUAGACUAGCUGUAUAUGCCCAUGUGGUGGACAUAAAGUGCUCUAUAUGCGACAAAAAACUACCAAACAUGAACGAACUCAAAUACCACCUGAUUAUGGCGCAUAAGAAGAAAAUAUACACGGAAUACGGCGACAGAAUAAUACCGUUUAGACUCAGCAAGAAUAAAUACGACUGUCAUAUAUGCGGCUUCAACUUCGAAACUUUCGGCGCUGUGGAGAGACAUAUGAACAUACAUUAUAGGAACUACAUCUGUGAUCAGUGUGGAAGUGGCUUUAUAACGAAGAACAGAUUGAAAGGACACAUCAGAUCGGCUCACGUGACUGACAACUACCCGUGUGAAGUGUGCGACAAAAUAUUCCAAGCGCAGCACAAAUACAAAAACCAUAUUGACGUUAUCCACAAAAUGGUGAAAAAGAACAAAUGUCCCAAAUGUCCCGAGCGCUUCAAUGAUUAUUUCCAUCGCCACAAACACAUGGUGGAUGCACACGGAGACACGCCGUUGCGUUACAAAUGCAACGUAUGCGAUGCGCUGUUCAAACGCCGCUACGCGCUAUCCUGCCACAUGAAGAGGCGGCAUCUUGAUAUGAGGGACAUCACUUGCGAUCUCUGCUCAUACAAGUGUUAUACGAUAACCGAACUCAAAGCGCACAUGAUAAAACACAACGGACAAAGGACUUAUGAGUGUAAUGUGUGCAAGAAGUCCUACGCUAGGAAGAAAACUCUAAAGGAGCACAUGAGAAUACAUAAUAAUGACAGGAGGUACGUCUGCGUCGAGUGUGGACAAGGAUUUGUACAGAACUGUAGUCUGAAAGGACAUAUGAAGACCCAUCACAUGGAAUAUAUAAAUAAUCUGCCGAGAUAG